UACAUUUAAAUGCUAGGGUGAACAAUGAUUUAUUACAUACAAAUCGUAAGGGACAAACAACAAUUUAUGACCCUAAACUUUUUAUUUGGUAGUGUACUUGAUUGUUUUAAAAUAUUGUUCAAUUUCCUUUUGUAAAAUGAGAAAACCUUGUUUUCUGUUCAUAAAUGUACUUUUAUAAAAAUGUACGUUAAUGAAUGUGAAAUUUGGCCAAUACAAUAAUUAAACUGAUUACAUAAAACUGCUUCCUUUUACGUCAAACAUGUUAUGCAGCUUUCCAGGGUAGGAUAAAAUCAUUAUAAAUAUUAUUUAUUAUAUAUUUUGCCAAAAGGUUUUAACAAGAGCACAACGUCAAAACAAUGCACCACGGUCGACGGGUGUCCCUCAAUUCGAUCUUCGCUCGCUGGACUUUGUACGUACAAGCCGGGUAGGCACGUUCGAGGAAAACAUAUUUCCAGCCAAUGGGAAGCGUUCUGGUCGAAACGGCGCAAAAUUAGACCCAAAGUGACAUUGGGCUUGAGAAACUGGACACGGUUUUUUAGCUAAUAUAUGAAAGCUUUAUUAACGUCAAGAAAACCCCCGCUGGAUGGAUUUAUGUGUAACAUUAGUGUCUCACGAAAUGACAACAAUAUUAGCCAGCUAGCUAUUAGCUACGAAUGCUUAAGUUUAAUGUUUGCUUGCUAGCCUCUGUUAGCUAGCUUGUUUAGGAUGUCCAGUCUUCCUCAAAACAAUUUGAAGGAACAACUCGAGAGGUAUAGCAAUGCUGCUCAGAGCAAAUUGUCGCUCUGUAAACCUAAACCAGGGAUCUUUUGUUUUAAAAAGAAGUCCACAUCAGGCAUCACUAAUGUGGAAGUUCCCACUAAGGUAAACAGCUCAAAUGGUUUAACAAACAGGAGUGUAAAUGUUCCGUGUGAUAUUGCAGUAACUAAACCUCCUUUGACAUUUUCAACCAAGCCCAAAAGACCUCUUGCCAAAGUCAACUUCUCCUCAGUCAUUCCCAAAAGCAAGUCGGAAGUCAUCAGUCCUUUUCUAAACCCCUUUUCAGUGAGCAAACCCAUUUCAUCUGUUGGGUCUUCUGCGACACACUCCCCUGCGUUGACAAAAUCUGCAAGUUUAAUCACUGGUAACAAUGGAAGCCAAUCCACAGGACUUGAUAGCUGUUUUGAUAAUCCCUCAGAUGGAUGGGAUGAUUUGGAUGACUUUGAAACCCCUGUCAAGGGAAACUGUAAAACACCAAGCCCAGGGACAUCUGGGAAGAGUGGCAAAGGGACGCCUGUUUCCACUGUUGACAAAGUUCAUUCGAAUACACAUGGGUCUGACAAAUAUGUCCCUAUACAAACGCUGAAUGCGACGGAAAACAUCCAUAUUGGGAAGAAGAAUAGCCCUAUUGGGACAGGACAAUGUAUCACAAUAAAGGACUCACAAGGUUGCUUGGGGCCUAUCAGUACUGUUCCAAGAGACUGUCCCAAACAGGACCCAGCUGAGUGGGAGGACUGGGAGGUGGACGAUUCACCCAUUCAAACGGUGAGGAGACGACGUCCUGCUGCUCGUGCUGCGCCUGUGCUGAAUGACUGUAAAGGGAACAUCACAGACCCGCAUCUUGGUCCAGUUGGAAAAAACAUCAGUCAUCAAAGUAAACGGAAUGACACCGAUGUCAUAGACCUUGAUGUCAAUUCAGAAUUAGAUGAAGACCUAGAUUUCAUCCCCCCUUCCCCAAGCCUGGAGAACUCUAGUCAUUCUAUUUCUACAAAGGAGACAAGCCUGAAGUCCUCUUGUUCUACAGUCAGUAGAGACAUCCGCUCUGUAUCAGCACGAGAGUCAGUUUCAAGCUUGCAAAAAGUGUCUGGUUGGCCUUUUAAAGGAAGAGUUACAAAUUCAAAGUCAGAGGAGCAGCUCCUCAGCAUCAUGGAGUCAAUCUGUGCUCUGGUGGAUUCCAUCCCGGAGCAUGAACUGAUUGGCCUUUCCUGUGGGACAGAGCUCUUACUGCUGCGGGCUCACAGGAAAAGGAUUAUUGCUACCAGCAGCUGUGAUCCUUCUGCAAUGUCACAAGAGCCAGAGAGCACAGUCUUGGAACGUGGAUUAAAUGAAAAGCCUGGCUUUUCUUUUGCUACUCCCAUGUCUUCCACCACUUGCCUGUCCAAGAAUAAAGGCGAAUCUUCCAUUAAACCUCUUCCUUUUACAAGGUCCUCAGUCAUAUUUGGGGACUACGAAAGCAAUGUGUUUGAGGACACUGACUGCAUGAUCAAUGAUGUUCAGGAUACAUGCAAUUCUUGGAGACUUAACACUCCAGAAAAUCCAAUUUUCACCAGAGACAAGGACAAAGCAUCCACUAGAGGCGAAAGGAAUUGUAACUCUCCCUCUAAUUAUAGCAUCUCCAAGAACCAAACAAGUGAUGAGUCAAACCUUUUCUUCUCACCGAAGACACCAGCAGUAGCAGUACACAGUAAUUUUGAGAGCAGUGCCCAAGCCUCUGUGGCUCCAGCCCCACUUGACGCAGAACCAGAUGAUUUUUUCAUUGAUGACUUUGACAUAGAUGACUUCAAUGAUUCAGAUAUCCCGGAUUACUUUGAACCUCCAAACUCAAACGCAAACUCAGCAUCAAGGCAUGGCUCCAUUGCUGUGACUAAAACUGCGUGUCAGGGUGGACCAAGUACAUCAGCAUUGCAGAAGGCACUAGCAACCCCAGCCCCUGUGGCAAAGCCUCCUAAAAUAACCACUCCUGCAGAGCCCACAUACAGAAACCCUGCUCACGAUCGUUUCAGAGGCUUUAACUUCCCCCACUGUCCAGAGAUGAUGAAGAUUUUCCACAAGCGCUUUGGUCUCCAUCAGUUCCGAUUCAAUCAACUGGAGGCCAUUAAUGCUACAAUGCUGGGUGAAGACACAUUUAUCCUAAUGCCCACAGGAGGGGGGAAAAGCCUUUGCUACCAGCUGCCAGCCUGUGUGUCUGCAGGGGUCACGGUGGUCAUCUCACCGCUGAAAUCCCUCAUAGUCGACCAGAUCCAGAAACUCACUACUCUGGAUAUUCCUGCCACAAGUUUGUCUGGUGAAAAGACUGACAGUGAAGCUGCCAGGAUCUACUUGCAGCUGUCCAAAAAGGACCCCAUCAUUAAACUCCUUUAUGCCACUCCAGAGAAGGUGUGUGCUAGUGGCAGGAUGAUCAGUGCCCUUAAUAACCUCUAUGAGAGAGGUCUUCUGGCACGCUUCGUCAUUGAUGAGGCUCACUGUGUCAGUCAGUGGGGCCAUGACUUCCGACCAGACUACAAGCGGAUGUACGAGCUGAGGCAGAAGUUCCCCAAAGUGGCCAUCAUGGCCCUGACGGCCACAGCCACACCUCGUGUCCAGAAGGACAUCCUCAACCAGCUUCAGAUGACCCGGCCACAGGUGUUUAACAUGAGCUUCAACAGGAGCAACCUGAAGUAUGCUGUGCUGCCAAAAAAACCCAAGAAGGUUGAUGAGGAUUGCAUUGACUGGAUCAAGAAGCAUUAUCCUCGUGAUUCUGGCAUUGUGUACUGCCUGUCUCGUAAUGACUGCGACACCAUGGCCGACCGUCUUCAGAGAGCCGGGCUACUAGCAUUAGCCUACCAUGCCGGUCUCAACGACAAAGACCGAGAAUAUGUGCAGAGCAAGUGGAUCAAUCAGGAUGGCUGCCAGGUCAUAUGUGCCACCAUUGCCUUCGGCAUGGGCAUUGACAAGCCUGACGUGCGCUAUGUGAUCCACGCUAGUCUCCCUAAGUCAGUAGAGGGCUACUACCAGGAAUCAGGGAGGGCAGGCAGGGAUGGAGAGAUCUCUCACUGCAUCCUCUUCUACUCCUACACUGAUGUCAUCCGCAUCAAGAGGAUCAUCAGCAUGGACAAAGAUGGCAACCACCUCACCAAAGCAACUCACAUGAACAACCUGCAUAGUAUGGUGCAUUUCUGUGAGAACGUCAUGGACUGCCGAAGGCUACAGUUGCUAGCUUACUUUGGAGAACACACAUUUAAUGCAGACUUCUGCAAGGAACACCCUGACGUUAUCUGUGACAACUGUUCCCGACCUAAUCAAUACAAGUUAAGAAAUGUGACUGAAGAUGUGAAGAAGAUUGUAAGAUUUGUCCAGGAGAACUGUGAAAAACCUGGAUCCAGAUACAGCAAUUCUGCAAACCAAAAUCGUUUGACUCUGAACAUGCUGGUAGAGAUUUUCUUAGGCUCUAAAAGUGCCCGGAUCCAGUCAGGGAUGUUUGGUAUAGGGAAGGCCUACUCCAAACACAACGCUGAGCGUCUUUUCAAGAAGCUUGUGCUGGAUCACCUUUUGGUGGAGGAUCUGUACAUUGCAGCCCACAGCCAGGCUGUAGCCUACAUCUCCGCGGGACCCAAAGCCAUGAAUGUCCUGGCAGGGAACUUGCAGGUGGACUUCUAUGAGACUGAGAGCGCCUCUAGCAUCAGGAAGCACAAAGCUGCUGUGGCCAAGGAUGUCUCCAAGAGAGAAGAGUUAGUCCAGAAGUGCCUACAGGAGCUCACUGAUUUGUGCAAGAGGCUGGGCAAGGUGUUUGGAAUUCACUAUUAUAACAUCUUCUCCACUGCCACCCUGAAGAAAAUAGCUGAGACUCUGUCGGCCGAUGCUGAUGUGCUGUUGACGAUUGACGGUGUGACGGAGGACAAGCUUGAAAAGUACGGAGCAGAGGUCAUCGAGCUGUUGCAGAAAUACUCUGCAUGGAUGCUACCUGUGGAGCAGCAGUCUGACAGCACCGGUGGAGGCUCUACUAUGGCAUGGAUAGACACAAGGCAAGACCGUGGAGACCUAGAGGAUAACUAUUGUGAUGACGACACUGGAUCAUCCAAUUAUUUCAACAAUAACCAGGGAAGAGGCGAGAAGAGGAAGAAAGCCCCUGCUUUCAAGAAAUCAAGAAAGAGAAAAGUAUCUACGAACACAAAAGGGGGUUACAGCAGCAACGGGUCGUGGACCGGUUCGAACUCAAGAGGUGGAUCUAAAGGCCGGGGUUUUGCAGGACGGGGCUCAAAGCCUUCAGCAGCAACAACAGGACCAGUGGGCAGGAGACCUGGCUUCAUGGCCCUUCCCACGCCACAAACCUAUAACCGGCCUUUCCUCAAACCAGCCUUCUCACUGUUGGAGUGAAGGUCCUGGCCAUGACUGGAGUUUUCGGGGUAGCAAGGAACCAUCUAGCUAGGCAGUGACUUGGAGACAGUCAGUUCUUUUUUUGUGCAUAUUUCUUGUAAAUACCUGUAAUUUAUUUACUUGUUUCAUUUCAACUGUUACUUUAUUGUGUUGUUUUGUGUGAUUGCUAUUUUAGCAGUAUUUCUUCAAUGCUUUUAUCAAUUGUGAAACACUUUUUUAA
This is a messenger RNA of Esox lucius (northern pike), 5329 nucleotides long. It is a transcript of the gene blm, whose product is annotated as BLM RecQ like helicase. NCBI's taxonomy places the organism in Eukaryota, Metazoa, Chordata, Actinopteri, Esociformes, Esocidae. Bases 706 to 5109 code for a protein of 1467 amino acids. Gene Ontology annotation, biological process: telomere maintenance; DNA replication; double-strand break repair via homologous recombination. Gene Ontology annotation, molecular function: ATP binding; four-way junction helicase activity; DNA binding. The record is from RefSeq and is a predicted model, not a curated record. Gene Ontology annotation, cellular component: nucleus; cytoplasm; chromosome. The transcript has 21 exons.